Molecule: messenger RNA, 681 nt
Organism: Funneliformis mosseae
Lineage: Eukaryota; Fungi; Glomeromycota; Glomeromycetes; Glomerales; Glomeraceae
Source: the annotation of a GenBank genome assembly
AUGAAAAAAGGUAAGAAAGUAAAAGAACCAAUACGUAAAAGUAUUAGUCCUAUUGAAAAUGACGAGGUCUCUUCUGUCGAGGAAGAAGAAAAUGAAAGUUUGCAGGAGGAAACAGAGGAGGAUACAGAAGAGGAAACAGAGGAUACAGGAGAGGAUACAGAAGUAACAAUAACUUCAAAAAAACCUGUUAGUAGGUUUAGACAAAUAGUGGAGGUUUCUAAAUCUGUCAAACUUAGAAGAGAUCCUAGAUUUGAUAGUUUAUCAGGAAAGUUUAAUGAAGAUUUAUUUGAAAAAUCAUAUUCAUUUUUAGAUGAUUAUAAAAAAUCGGAAAUUGAACUCGUAACCAAUCAAAUGAAAAAAGAAAGUGAUAUCAAGGAGAAAUCUAAAUUACAACUAUUAUUAAAUAAAUUAAAAUCAAAAAUUUCUCACGAACAUAAUCUUAAACGUAAAAAAGAGUUAAAACGUGAAAGAAAAAAGAAUGAAUCGGAACUUGUUGCCCAAGGGAAGAAUCCAUAUUAUUAUAAGAAAUCUGAUGAGAAAAAUCUUGAACUUCUUGAUAAGUUUGAUAAAUUACAAAAGUCGGAUCCUAAAGUAUUAGAAAAAGUAAUAGAAAAACGUAGGAAAAAGAAUGCUUCAAAAGAACAUAAACGUGUACCAUUCAAAAGGAGAAAGGUUACUUAG